Molecule: messenger RNA, 1673 nt
Organism: Astyanax mexicanus (Mexican tetra)
Lineage: Eukaryota; Metazoa; Chordata; Actinopteri; Characiformes; Acestrorhamphidae
Gene: mrnip
Product: MRN complex interacting protein
Exons: 7
Coding region: 103-1392 (429 amino acids)
Biological process (GO): mitotic G2 DNA damage checkpoint signaling
Cellular component (GO): nucleus
Molecular function (GO): chromatin binding
Source: RefSeq, a predicted model, not a curated record
UGUGGUGACGUAAUGACGCAGACCCGCGCGAUUUGAGUGUUUAGCUGAGGGAGCGAGCGGAGCUCUGGUUGCUGGAGGCUUUAACAGUGGAACAGCGCGGUCAUGGUGCAGGAGUUUCAGGUGUUGAGGUGUUUCUCCUGUCAGACAUUUCAAGUGCAGCAGGUUAAAAAGAGCAAAAAAUGGACUUGCAAGAUGUGUGGGGAAAAACAGUCACUUAUAAAAGAAUAUGGCAGAGGAACAGGCGCAGAUUGUAGGCGCCAUGUGCAGAAGCUGAAUUCAUUACGUGGAGAUCUGCUAGAGGUGGAAAAUGAAAGAGCUCAGGCACAGUGGAAGGAAAAGAAGGAAUGUAGGGAAGAGGACGGCUUUGGUGAUGAGGCUCAAAGCUGUGAGCAGCAGGAUGAGGAGCAAGCCACUGAAAGCCGUUGGAGUAAAUAUGUGGAUCUCACUAAGAAUGAGCCAAGUGGUGAUGAAGAUGAGGAAGAAAAUGUUUACACACAGAGAGCCCGGUUUAGGAGUCGUGAUAAAAUGAGCAGAAAGAGGAAGAAUAGCUUCACCUCAAAGGGUACAUGCGGACGCUACACAGUUGGUGAGGAUGAGGAACCUGAUGCUGACCCUGUUCAUUUGAAAGCCAAGGUAUCACCUUUUCAGCUACAUCGGCGUGGAGGAUCAUUCAAAUCAUCACCUGCUCCAGAAUGUUCCUCAAAAGAGUCUUUAAUCACUACCGGGUUCUCCAAAUCAUCAAUUUCAUCUGUUUGCAGUCUCCCAGUUUCAACACUGAUCUCUAAACAAGUUGAUGUGUACAGAGAUGCAAGUGCUCAUGGUGGAUGCUACACUGGAGAAUAUAAGCAGCCUUGUGAAGAGUUAACCACAGAGCAUCUCCUCUCUUCAUCUGCCAGCGAUUUAAUUCUGCCAUCAUCCUCUUUUCAGAGGUCCAGUGAAACAAAGACUGAAGCUGUAAGCUCCAGGUGGGCUCAGUUUCUUACUACAGCCUCUGCUGAGGAGGAGAAGGAUGAAAUGGAAGAGGAUGCUUGUGCUCAGAUGAUUUCUGGGGCACCUGAUUCUGUAGUAGCCCAAUCACCAUCAGAACCUUUUAUGGCUGUUCCCACAGUUACACUUAAAACUACAGGCCAUUUGAAGAGUGAUGCAGGAGUUUGUGCAAGAGCUUCACUGGAUGAGGUGCUUGACCUUAAAAAUAGGAGUACAAGGGUUUUUGAGAAACUGAGCCAGUGUAUUACUGGGAUGACUUCCAACAGUCCUCUUCCUUAUACAUCAAAGCCUGAUGUUGCUCACAGCCCUGUGUGUUUUCAACUCCCACCAGUUAUGAAGCCAUGUCCUGCUCUUUCUCUCAGCACAUUUUUUCAGACAAAUGAGGAUUUUGAUGACUCAUUUUAACCUGGGAUUGUUAUGAAAUAUUUGCAAUACUCAAUAUGUACUGAGAGUGAGUGUUUCUUUUAAUUACAUAAUAUAUAAAUACCAGCUACCCAUCAUUAUUUUAUACAAGCAAACACAUUAAAAUGGUCCACAAUGACCUUAAAUAAAUUCUUACUUAAUUGUGUAAACCUUUCAUUGGAAGGCUUGUAGGUUUUGUUUUAACAGAUGAUAAAAGAAAUUGAGGGUCUGGUGUUAUGUUUAUGUACAUUGAAACAAUCCAUACAAACACAAGAUUCUUGCAG